CCUCUGCAGCGCUGACAGACAGCGGGCAGAGAGCAGGGAACAGGGACUCUGUAGGGGGUCUGCCUUGAGAGAAACGCGUCACCUCCAUCUCUUUUUAUUUUGUAUGUUGGGGAAAGGAGAGGAAAAUACCUAAAGGCACUUUUAAAGAAAAUUAACAGAUACUCAUACAGCAACCGGGGUGGGACUGGAUUAAAGCGGGAUAUAGGUGGAUGUAUCAGAGAGGAGAGGAGGGGGUUUCUGAUCUGGGGCUCCUUGGAAAUGACUCAAACAGCGGAUGGCAAUGAAGGUGAAGGAAGCUGAUUUAGGAGGAUGCAUCAUUUGCUUUUCUUCUGAUGAUCGAUUUCAUUUGUUUUGAGCCCGUCGCAUCUGAGCUCAUAAAGCCCACCAGGUUUCAGAUAAACUAAUUAACAUAUAUCUAUGUAUUCACCGCAGGAGGAGUUCUUCAUUUAGAGUUAACUCCAGCCUGAGAGAGUCUAUAUAAAAAGCUUAAUUCCCUUUAAGGAAUGUGGACGCACUCAUAACAAGCGUCCAGUCUGUUCUGCACUUUUUUUCUUUUUUCUUUUUUUUGGUGGGAAUUUUUGUGACAUUCCUUGAUUAAAAAAACCGAGAGCAGACCAUGGCCAUCAACACCGAUACCGACUUCCAGAAGUCCAGCCUGGGCGCUGGGGGCGGAGCAGGCGCCCCGCCCGCGGACCAGCAUGAGACGGAGAAACUCCUGGCGGUGACCACCGAGCCCGGGGGGAACGGCAUGAAAAUGUCCACCUCCUUCACCGCCAACGUGGCCGGCGACAGGGCCCUGGAGGCCGAUCAGAACGGCCACAGCGUCGCCAUGAGGUCGGGCUCCGUCGGACAGCUGUCCGCCGCCGCCCCCCUCUCCCCGUCCAGGGUCAGCCUGAGCCGCUCCUCCACCGGGAACGCCACCGUCCCGGAGACCCCGAGGCCCAAGGAUUACCUCAUCCUGGUCAUCCUCUCCUGCUUCUGCCCCGUCUGGCCCGUCAGUAUUGUUGCGUUGGUGUACUCCGUUAUGUCCAGAAACAGUCUUCAGAACGGGGAUAUAGACGGGGCCAGGAGGCUGGGUCGACUCGCUCGUCUGCUGAGUAUCGUCUCCAUCUUCCUGGGAGUGCUCAUCAUCGUCGUCUACACCUCAGUUCACUUCACAGCUUUAUAGUAAAGACCCGGAGGAGCUCAGAGAAGAUAAAAAUGUUACGUCAAAGCCAAACCACAGAAGCUACUGCAAAAAAAAAAAAAAAAAAAAAAA
Fundulus heteroclitus (mummichog) is the source of this 1258-nucleotide messenger RNA. It is a transcript of the gene trarg1a, whose product is annotated as trafficking regulator of GLUT4 (SLC2A4) 1a. Gene Ontology annotation, cellular component: membrane. The transcript has 3 exons. The coding region runs from base 617 to 1168 and encodes 183 amino acids. Lineage: Eukaryota; Metazoa; Chordata; Actinopteri; Cyprinodontiformes; Fundulidae. The record is from RefSeq and is a predicted model, not a curated record.